AUGCAUAGUUGCAAGGCUGCAGACUCACCACUCUCGCAAAUGGUGGCGGAGAACGCCUACCAGUUAAUCAUCAUAAGCGCGCAAUGCAAAAAGAAAGAGAGAGGUACCUGGCUGGAAGAUAGUAGCUCCACCGCCGCUAUAUGCCUACUACCAGGGAUUAACGCCAUCACUGUAGACAAAGGGAAUGGUUUCAUCUGGGCCAAAUGCGACCUUUUCACAGUAAUUAGCUGCUACUUGACGCCAAGCUAUAGCAUACAGGAAUUCCAAGAAAAGCUCGACAAUAUUGAGGACACAGCCAGGUCUAUAGAAGGUGAACUAAUUAUCGCCGGAGACCUAAAUUCCAAAGCCGUAGAGUGGGGUAUGCCAAACAUGGACUCGAGAGGAAAGCGCAUUCUAGAAAUGGCUGCGCGCUUAAGCCUAAUAGUGCUCAACACGGGAAAUGCAACCACGUUUAGAAGACCGGGAUGCGAGGAAACUACACCAGACAUUACUCUAUCAUCAGAAUGCUUGGCAGGCUCAAUAAACGAAUGGAAAGUCUUAGAGGAUUACACCGGCAGCGAUCACCAGUACAUUUCCUUCACUAUCGACAUUGGAACAAACGCUAACCAGUGCAGGAAAAAGACUGCAACGCGGAGGUGGAACAUCUCGAAGCUAAAUACUUCGAAACUGAUCUCCGCAAUAGACGAACAAAACCCAUCUAGCAGCUCCCCARAAAAUGYAAGAAAAAUUGUCGAGCACACAAUGCUUAAUAUAGCAAGAGCCUGUAAAAAAUCAAUGCCUAAGGCUUCCCACAGCAAACACAAGGCAGCAGUCUAUUGGUGGACUGAAAAUAUCGCCCAACUCAGACGCACAUGCCUCCGCCUCCGCAGAUCCUACACGAGAUCCAGGCGCAGAGGAGCCGCACCCGAAGAGGCCGAGYAAUACAAAGCAGCAAACAAGGAGCUGAGCACGCCAUCGACAACAGCAAAAAAGAAAAAAUGGGAGGAACUACGCGAGGAUAUAAACAGAAAUCCCUGA
Bactrocera latifrons is the source of this 1017-nucleotide messenger RNA. RefSeq lists its product as uncharacterized. Bases 1 to 1017 code for a protein of 338 amino acids. The record is from RefSeq and is a predicted model, not a curated record. Gene Ontology annotation, molecular function: catalytic activity. NCBI's taxonomy places the organism in Eukaryota, Metazoa, Arthropoda, Insecta, Diptera, Tephritidae. The transcript has a single exon.